Messenger RNA from Condylostylus longicornis, 1632 nucleotides. Its product is annotated as DEAD-box helicase Dbp80-like. The transcript is spliced from 2 exons. Gene Ontology annotation, biological process: poly(A)+ mRNA export from nucleus. The record is from RefSeq and is a predicted model, not a curated record. Gene Ontology annotation, molecular function: RNA binding; ATP binding; RNA helicase activity. Gene Ontology annotation, cellular component: cytoplasmic stress granule; nucleus. NCBI's taxonomy places the organism in Eukaryota, Metazoa, Arthropoda, Insecta, Diptera, Dolichopodidae. The coding region runs from base 115 to 1551 and encodes 478 amino acids.
AAUUUUGUUAAAAUUUCUCAUUGCAGUGUGCUACUCAUAAUUAAAAAAAAAAUUUAGUGAAUCAUUAAACUUAUAGAAACAUAAGCAAAACUGAAAACAAUUUGCGAAAAUAUAAUGGCAGAUUGGGCAAAAAAAGCCGAAGAUCAGGAAAUAUCUAAGUUAGUUGAUAAACUAGAUUUGGAAGGAGCAAAGACUGGAACAAGCGAUGAAGCGAACAAAGACGUAUUCACACCACCUGCUUCUGAUGAAUCUAAGAAGAAAGGAGAAAAAUCUGAUAAUAAUGACUUAAAUUCACGUGAAACUGCUACAACAUCUGAAGAAACAGCAUCAAACGAGGAGGCACAAGAUAUUGCUACUCCAGCCGAAACAAGUCUUUUGAUGAAAAUUAUUCGUAAGGGUGUAGUUGAGACCAAACUAGAUUUAGAAAUUCAACGUAAAGAUCCUACUUCACCUUUAUAUUCGGUGAAAAGUUUUGAAGCAUUACAUUUAAAACCUGAACUAUUAAAAGGUGUUUAUGCUAUGGGCUUUAAUGCACCUUCGAAAAUCCAAGAAACAGCGUUGCCAACUUUGUUAGCUGACCCUCCACAAAAUAUGAUCGCACAAAGUCAAUCUGGUACUGGUAAAACAGCUGCCUUUGUUCUAGCUAUGUUAAGCAGAGUUGACACAUCUCUUAAUUAUCCACAAGUAAUUUGUCUUUCACCGACAUAUGAAUUAGCAAUUCAAACAGGUGAAGUAGCAGCAAAGAUGGCUAAAUUUUGUCCUGAAAUCAAACUUAAAUAUGCAGUCCGAGGUGAAGAUCUGUACCAAGGUAAGAUAAACGAGCACAUAUUAAUUGCAACUCCAGGAAAAAUAAUGGAUUGGGGCCUAAAAUUCCGCGCAUUUGAUUUGAAAAAAAUUCGUGUUUUUGUCUUAGAUGAAGCGGAUGUUAUGAUUGCAUCUCAAGGUCAUCAUGAUCAAUGUAUAAGAAUUCACAAACAGCUGUCGAAGCAGUCUUGUCAAAUGAUGUUUUUCUCAGCUACCUACGAAAAAGAUGUUAUGGAAUUUGCACAGUAUAUUGUUCCAAAUCCAAUUAUUAUUCGACUGAAACGAGAACAAGAGUCGUUAGAUAACAUAAAACAAUAUUACGUUAAGUGUAAGAAUCAAGAGGAAAAAUAUCAGGCGAUUCAGAAUAUAUAUGGCAGUAUAACAAUUGGUCAAGCUAUAAUAUUGUGUCAUACAAGAAAAACAGCUGGCUGGUUGGCCGGUAAAAUGUCUUCAGAUGGUCAUUCCGUUGCGAUUUUGUCAGGAGAUUUAACAGUUGAACAACGUUUAGCAGUUUUAGAUCGUUUCAGAGCAGGCUUGGAAAAAGUGUUAGUGACAACUAAUGUCUUUUCAAGGUGUAUCGAUGCUGAGCAAGUCACCAUUGUGGUAAACUUUGAUUUACCAAUGGAUGCUAGAGGUAAAGCAGAUUGUGAAACUUAUUUGCAUCGAAUCGGGCGUACUGGACGUUUUGGAAAAAUUGGUAUAGCUAUAAAAAAGUUAGACAAUGUAUAUGAUUUUAAAUUUAAAUAAAAUAUUAAUUUACCUAAGAGAAUACAAGUAUUAGCGUAACAAGGAAACAAAAAUUCCUUAGUCAUUUUACGAAUUUGUUUA